UGGAGAGGGGGGAAGAUCGGAAGGAACAGAAGAGAAGGGGGUUGCUGGUUUUCGUCUUCCCAAGCCUGCACACCGGAAUUUCUUUCUUUCUUUAAUUAGUUUACCGGGAAGAAAAGCUGGAGAUUGCAUUCGGUUCGCCUGGCAGAGAGCCGAGAGCCCCCAGAGGAUACCAUGGGUUGCUGUUAUAGCAGCGAGACGGAGGCCACUGAUCAGGACCGAGAUGAGAGGAAACCGCUGAUCCCCCAUCCCAACCCGGACAAUAAACCAACCAACGGAGCAGAGAGGAAUUCAGCCAGCCUUCCCUCUGCGCGGACAGAUGAGCAGGCCCUCCUCACGUCCAUCCUCACCAAGACAGCACUGAAUAUAAUUGAUGUCUCAGCUGCAGACUCCCAGGGAAUGGAGCAGCAUGAGUACAUGGACAAAGCUCGACAAUAUAGUACAAGGCUGGUAGGCCUCAGUAACACACUGUCACAGAAGAAACCUGCACCUCUGCCCUCACUAACUAGCCAGCCCCAUCAGGUGCUUGCAAGUGAUCCUGUGCCAUACUCGGACAUACAACAGGUUUCAAAGGUAGCGGCAUAUGCAUACAGUGCAAUUUCACAGAUAAAAGUUGACGCAAAAGAGGAACUGGUGGUGCAGUUUGCUAUUCCCUGAGCGCCUGAGGAUAGAUUUCUGUCCUUGGUCUACUCCGAUUUCUUUCUUUAUCUCCCUUAUGUUUCUAACUACACCCUCCAUCUCUCUCUGUCCAAGACAUCAGCGGUGCUACUGUAGAGCAUCAACAGCUGAUCGACUUGGAAACCGAACUUUCGUACUAUAGGUCAACUCGUACCGAACAGGAACUUCUAAAGUGUGUGUGUAGGAAUCUCUUUUGUGACCUGUGGAGGAAUUUCAGAUCCAUGCUGUUCUCAGUGUAUUAGUAAGAUGGCGCUAAAACUAUGGCUUGGAUUUUCAUUGGUUAAGCAUUUUUUAUGGCUAGAACA
Messenger RNA from Lepisosteus oculatus (spotted gar), 980 nucleotides. It is a transcript of the gene lamtor1, whose product is annotated as late endosomal/lysosomal adaptor, MAPK and MTOR activator 1. Gene Ontology annotation, cellular component: late endosome membrane; lysosome; Ragulator complex. Lineage: Eukaryota; Metazoa; Chordata; Actinopteri; Semionotiformes; Lepisosteidae. The record is from RefSeq and is a predicted model, not a curated record. Gene Ontology annotation, molecular function: guanyl-nucleotide exchange factor activity; molecular adaptor activity. Gene Ontology annotation, biological process: lysosome organization; positive regulation of MAPK cascade; cholesterol homeostasis.